CUAUCAGAGGAAGGACGUAGGUGGUGCGAGCCGCGCCGAAUCCAUCGGAUUUAGUUAAUGUCCAGCGCUCCGUGAACUCGGAUGUCGCAUACGGUUGCUGCGAGCCAUGACAGAGAGACUUGUGCACGGCCGACAUCCCUCUGCUCCUUGAACCGUCGUCGAACCAGCGUUAACACAGUCUCCUGUAACUCUCCCUCGACUGAUCGAUAGGCUAGAAAGAGAACGAGAACGAGAACGAGACCGGGAAACAAAGAUAGACGGAAAAGUUAAACGUCACAGAUCUAGCGAGAAUUCCUUGAGCAAAGCUUUCCCACGCAAACGGCGCACGUCCGCUCGACAAAAAAGGAGUACGACGAGCAACUAGAUCGAUAAUCCUCGAGCUUGAUCGAUCGAUCCUCGAUCGCUCGGCGGAGCUUUAUCGCGGCAGGCCACCGACACCGGUUUCGAUAGUUCCGCGCGUGUUUCGUCGACGGAGAGUCUGUUUUGAUCGUGUGGCCGGCUUGGAUCGAGCCACUGCGAUCCACGUGGACGCGUUCUGCGUCGUCAUCGGCCGCGAACCGCGAGGGUCCGGCGGGAUCUAGAGUUAUCCUCGUUUGUUCUUUUUUUCGGUGUGUCGGCUCAGUGCUUGUCAUUUAUGAGAUACGGUGAACAGCGCGCGGAGAGGGUCGAGAGACGGGGAUCUCUCGUUUGGAGAUCGAGGGAUCGGAGUCGCUGGCUCUUCAGAACCAGGCGGUGAACUCGGCCGGGAAAUCGGACGGUUGAUCGAAGUUGAAUGAGACCGCGUUAAAGGAGAAGCGUCGGAGAGCGUCUCUUGUAAUUGAUCCGAGGCAAUCGCGACGUCGGUCGCUGCCUUUUCCUCCUCGAAUUAUGGAGCAAGGACAGGAGGUGAAAAUGACAAAAAGUUCCGCGGAUUACGUUAAGGCCAUGGAGAGCGGCGUGCAGCUGACCCAGGUAGCCGAGACGAAGGUGUUCAAAAGGCGAUGGCUGAACCUGAUCAUCUUCGUGGUGUACAGCGCCAGCAACGCGAUGCAAUGGAUCCAGUACAGCAUCAUCGCAAACAUCAUCAUGAAUUAUUACAAAGUGACCAGCCUUUCGGUGGACAUGACCAGCAUGAUAUUCAUGAUAACCUAUAUUCCGUUCAUAUUCCCGGCGAGCUAUCUGCUUGAUAAAUUCGGGUUGAGGUUCGCCGCCCUGUUCGGAGCGAUCAUGAACUGCGUGGGAGCAUGGAUCAAAGUGUUCAGCGUCAACCAGGACCUGUUCUGGCUAACUUUUAUCGGGCAAACAGUGGUCGCCGUGAGCCAAACCUUUGUACUGUCGGUUCCAGCGCGUUUGGCCGCCGUUUGGUUCGGCCCGGAUCAGGUCAGCAGCGCGUGCAGCAUCGGCGUUUUUGGAAAUCAGUUGGGCAUCGCUAUUGGUUUCCUCUUCCCUCCUAUGCUGGUUCCAAGCAGCGAUGAUGUCUCUGUCGUGGGUCGAGGAUUGCAACUCAUGUUCUACAUCGUGGCUGCCUUUACCACAGUGAUUCUAAUCCUCAUAGUUUUCUUUUUCAAAGCGGAGCCACCGCUACCGCCAAGUCCUGCGCAAGCAGUACAGAGGGAUUCGGACGACACGGAGAAUUUCUUCCAUUCCGUGAAGAAGCUAGUCACGAACGUCGGCUACUUGUUGCUUCUGCUGAGUUAUGGUAUCAAUGUCGGCAUUUUCUACGCCAUCAGCACGCUUCUGAAUCAAAUCGUUCUCAUGUAUUUCCCGCACCACGAGAAGGACGCUGGAAGAAUAGGUUUAACUAUCGUUUGCGCCGGAAUGUUGGGAUCCGUUGUGUGCGGGAUUGUUCUCGAUAAAACGCACAGAUUCAAAGAAACAACGCUUGGAGUGUACCUGCUCUCGUUCCUCGGCAUGAUCAUCUUCACGUUCACCCUCAAUAGCAGUGAAAUAUACGUCAUUUACAUAACAGCAGGAAUAUUGGGAUUCUUCAUGACCGGUUACCUGCCGGUCGGCUUCGAGUUCGCCGCUGAAUUAACAUACCCAGAACCGGAAGGGACGUCCGCUGGUUUGCUGAACGCGGUCUGCCAAGUGUUUGGCAUUGUCUUCACGAUCGUCUACGGUUACUUCCUUAAUUUAUGGGGCGACUUCUGGGCGAACAUUGCUCUCUGCGUCACGCUGGCCGUCGGAUCGUUCCUGACAACCAUCAUACCAAACGAUCUUCGAAGGCAGAAUGCUAAAUUCUAAAGAAAUGAUUUUUAUUUGCGAAGAAUCGAAAGGUCGAAAGAGAUUCGAAACACAAGCGUGUUUUAUCGAUCAACUUCUCGAUUCGUUGGUGCAGAUAUUUCCUGUACCGAACCCGGAGUGAGGUAAUACGUAUCGUUAACAAUAUUAUAGAAUUUUAAAUGUUGAAUUAAAUGAAAUAUUCGCGAGAAUGUGUCGCGUAAGACCCUUUCGAACAUUGUUAUAUCUGUCGUUAAUAUUAUUCCGGUUUGCCGUAUAUCGUACGUGUUUUACUUGGGAGCAUCGUGCAAUACUAAACGGAGUAACCGGGAAACAAGUUCCGCGGAUAUAUAGAUUAAGAAGAGUACUACGAAUAAAUGGAUAAUUAAGAUUGCGUUAACGCUUUCAUGAAAAAGUGUUUAGUAGCAUAUACCUCGCUGUUGAUGCAUCUUCUUUGCACGGAGGCGUUAAUGCAAUUCUCACUGGCUCAAGAAUAGCGGCAGCUUAUCUGUCCGGUCGUUUCUCAAAAAUGUUGUCUCUUCCUUUAUUUUAUAUAAUCGGCGUACAUUUUAAAGAUAGAAUCUAAGGAUAACCAAGAGAUGCAAUACUGUUUUCGUCGUGAAUAAGCAAACAAAUUCAGAAUAAUAAUAACGACAAUUGUAUGAAGCAAUGCGAACGUGGGUCGUCGUUCAAGAUCUGAAAUUCUAUGGAAAUAUUUCGCUGGCCGUCGAUAACGUAUCAUUUCGAGUAUGUACAAGUAAGUAUAAGAGGGACUCGGAACGUGCUCAGGUUGUCUUUCGUAGAGGCAAGAAAGGAACAGAAACGGUGAUAUUCAUGAUAAUAAUAUUCUUAGCCUUAAGUACUAGAGCGAAGAGUUUCGAGAUGCUGUGAAUCGACUUAUAAGAAUGCGAAGUAGGAAUAGAGAGAUCUUCGCGUCGAGUCAUCGGUGUACCGACGACAAUAAUGCUUUUUCUAUAAGCUCGAUGCACCGAAGACAUCGAGACGAUCGAAGGCUAGAGAGGCCUAUAUCUGUUCGACAAUAAUCGUUCUUCCCGAUUCCCGUUCAUACGCGACGAUUCCAUUGUAACGUUUAAUUUAAUCGAACGAGUAGGAGUUAAGAUUGCGCUUUGAACGAGUAGUAAUUUUGUAGACGCGUCGCUGAUAUCGACACUCGCGAAACUAAAAAAUGUUGAGAUAGUCUAUUUUUUAGUAAACGAAACUCCGUGAGAUCCGUUGAAUCGGAUGAAAAACCCCCAAAAUGCCGCGGACAAUAUUUAAAUAUGGUAACCAGGAACUUGUUUGGGAUCCCAGACGUCGUAGCUACAUCACGCGCCGAACAAUAUCGAUUGGUGCAGCUCGUGUGAACUCCUAUAAAACGAGAAAGGACGAUGGAGAGACUGUUAUUAAGUUCGACGAGAGAAUUGAACGAUUAGACGCUAUCUCGAUGAAGCGCAAAAUUGAAUCUGAAAAGGGAUUUCAAAUAUGAACUUUUAACGGACCACGUUUUCCCCCGAACAAUUUUCAAUAAUUCGAUGACCCAGAAACGGCUGAAUCAUGCGGGCCACGUCGUUCGUAGCGCCGCAGGAAUUUCAUUUGCGAUCUAAUCCGUUCCGGUCACGAUUAAUAAAAUUGAUCGCCCGGGAACGGAGCCGCGAGCAUUCAAUUAUCGCGACACGGCUGCGCGAAGACCAAUUUAGAAGGGAGAUUACUUGAAUUUUUUGAUAAUCCGCAGACUUCGCUUUUAGGUGGCCGGCAAACAACGUCGUUCGACUGGCCACCACCAAUCGAAUUCGAGGCGCAUCCCGAAUCAUCUCUCCCGACAACGAAUAACACUGACAAUACCUAUAAUAUAUUUCGCGUGAACUAUUACCAACGAAUUAAUAUAUUCUUCUAGUCGUUAACUAUUGCAAAGUCUACAGUUGUGUUAAAGAGUAUCUUGCGCUAGAUCGGGCUUGGGCAUCAUUCGGAUAAUGAAGUUAGCUCGUACAAGGAAUUAUUUGAGUUUCAUAGAAAAUGACAACUUCGACGAAAUAAUUUCUAUCUUCGAAUCUGUCAGUUUUCACCAUGGUUGAAAUAAGAACUGCCCGAGCCUGCAUUUGAUAAAUUCCGGUGUUUGACAGAGCUUGUUGAAACCUCCAGGAGGAGUCUAGGAGAUGUUAGUCGAUUGACUGUUCCGUGGUGAAACGAAUGCUCCUACAAUCGAUAAAGUUGAACAGAGUUGCAGAGUUUAUGUGUUAAUGGUAGCGUGUAUAGAUACAUGUAUAUAUAUUUUCAGAGAAUCGAAUGUUAUACGAUAUAUGAUAUAUUAAUGCGUACAUAUAAUAUAUAUUUCUAUAAAAGUAUAUUCCUUGAGAUUGAUAGCCGGACAAUAGAAAGAGAAGUACAAUUGAAAGAGUGUUACGGAGGUGAUAGUUGUCACAUUUUGAUGUAAUACGAGAAAAUAUUGUGACGUCUCUAUGUUGUGGAAUUGCAUUGUAAAAUAAUUUGCGAGAACUUCCGACAAAAUUUCUUAACAUAAAAGCACGCUUUGGGAUUCGAAGGCCAACAUCUUGACGUCGGCUUCAGCGGAGUGGAAUUUUAAAUCGAAGGUAUAAACUUCCUAGUAAACGGAUUCCCGGGAACGAAAAAUCGCAGAUUAUUUUACAGUCUCACUUAUGUAACUUUGCUGUAUCAGCAACACAUUGUGCAAACGUAUUCGCAUAGUUCUAAGAAUCCCGUGAAACAACGCAUAAUUUAUAGCACGAAGAUUCAUCGUAAUUCAACCGCCAAUUUAUUCUUGAACUUGAAUAAAUUUGUUUUCCGUUUUUAUUUUGGUAAGAUAGAUGCAAUGAUUUCUUUCCGACAGUUUAUACAAAAAGACGACGAGAAAAAAACGGGCAUUUUUAUCCAACGAUUUUAUCAACAAGGUGUGUCCACCAGUCUUCCGCAUUUCUUAAUUCUACAUUUUUGAACGAUAUUUUUCACCGAUUCGAUGUUCCCCGUUUUGUAAGUAAAUUGUGAAAAAAACGCGACGUAUUUUUCGUUCUCUUGUGAAUUGUCGACAUAGACCUGUCGCGUACAGAGAAUAAAAGUAUCUGUGAUUUCUGACAAUAUUUCCGCGUUUAAAUUAUCGUCUAAGUGUGUGUAUGUCAAUAAGAAGCUUCGAGGAUUUGAAAAACGUAUUGUGUGUAUGUUGUCUAUAUCGUUGUAAUUUUGUAGCGUGUAGCUUGGAAACAAAUUAAGGUAUAAAAAUGUUGACAAUAUUUCUGCGAUUGAAUUAUCUGCGUUUAAGUGUGUACGACAAUAAAUUUUGAGGAUUUAACGAACGUAUCGUUGUCUAUAUCGUUAUAUUGUUAGCAUGUACAUUGAGAAGAAAUAAAGAUGUUGAGAAAUGUUUAAGAAA
Molecule: messenger RNA, 5581 nt
Organism: Megalopta genalis
Lineage: Eukaryota; Metazoa; Arthropoda; Insecta; Hymenoptera; Halictidae
Product: choline/ethanolamine transporter flvcr2a
Biological process (GO): transmembrane transport; heme export
Cellular component (GO): membrane
Molecular function (GO): heme transmembrane transporter activity; heme binding
Source: RefSeq, a predicted model, not a curated record